Cynoglossus semilaevis (tongue sole) is the source of this 1592-nucleotide messenger RNA. It is a transcript of the gene uba5, whose product is annotated as ubiquitin-like modifier activating enzyme 5. The record is from RefSeq and is a predicted model, not a curated record. The transcript is spliced from 12 exons. Gene Ontology annotation, molecular function: UFM1 activating enzyme activity. Gene Ontology annotation, biological process: protein ufmylation. Lineage: Eukaryota; Metazoa; Chordata; Actinopteri; Pleuronectiformes; Cynoglossidae. Gene Ontology annotation, cellular component: cytoplasm; cytosol. The coding region runs from base 147 to 1352 and encodes 401 amino acids.
UUCAGUUGAGGAACACACCUCUUAACAGCUGACUAGAGCUGUGUAGACGUGUACUUUCCGAGGUGAUUCAAACUUGUCACUAUCGUUUGAAAUAUUCAUAAUUAAUACGUUUCGCGUAUUUUUUCAACGGAUUCUUUUGCCACAAAAUGGCGACAUUGGAGGAACUGAAGCUGCGGGUUAGAGAGCUGGAAAACGAACUGAUUAAGUGUAAGCAGAAGCAGUGUGCCAUGGAGGAUGCUCUACACAGACCCAGGAUUGAGAAAAUGAGUGCCGAGGUCGUGGAUUCAAAUCCAUACAGUCGUUUAAUGGCCUUAAAGAGAAUGGGCAUCGUGGAUGAUUAUGAGAAAAUCCGGUCAUUCACUGUGGCUGUGGUGGGUGUUGGUGGCGUUGGCAGCGUCACAGCUGAAAUGCUCACUCGAUGUGGCAUUGGUAAGCUGCUGCUCUUCGACUAUGAUAAAGUGGAGCUGGCCAACAUGAACAGACUGUUCUUCCAGCCUCACCAGGCAGGACUCAGCAAAGUGGAAGCUGCUGAACAUACGCUCAAAAACAUCAACCCUGACGUGUCGUUUGAGACUCACAACUACAAUAUCACCACCAUGGACAAUUUCACACAUUUCAUGGAUCGGAUUUGUCAUGGUGGGCUGGAGGAGGGGACACCGGUCGAUUUGGUCCUGAGCUGUGUGGACAAUUUUGAAGCCAGGAUGGCCAUCAACACCGCCUGUAAUGAACUGGGUCAAAUCUGGAUGGAGUCUGGAGUCAGUGAGAACGCCGUGUCAGGACACAUCCAGCUCAUCGUCCCUGGAGAGACAGCCUGCUUCGCUUGUGCACCCCCCCUAGUGGUGGCAGCCAAUAUUGAUGAGAAGACUCUAAAAAGGGAGGGAGUGUGUGCUGCCAGUUUACCAACAACCAUGGGCGUCAUUGCAGGAAUCCUGGUUCAAAAUGUCCUCAAGUAUCUGCUGAAGUUCGGCACCGUCAGUUAUUACCUCGGCUACAACGCCAUGCAGGACUUCUUUCCUACUAUGGCCAUGAAGGCCAACCCCCAGUGUAACGACCGACACUGCAGGAGGCAACAGGAGGAGUUCCAGAAGAAAGAAGCUGAGCGACCUAAGGUAGAAGUCGUGGAGGAGGAGGAGGAGGUGGUGGUGCAUGAGGACAACGAUUGGGGUAUUGAACUAGUCUCAGAGGUGACUGACGCAGAAUUACAGGCUGCAACGGGGACAGUUCCCGACCUCCCUGAAGGCAUCACUGUGUGUGUGUUUGUUUGUCUGGACCAGGAGACAAGCAGAGGAGAGACGGUGGAGGAGACGGAGCAGAGUUUAGAAGAGCUGAUGGCUCAGAUGAGGAAGUUGUAGAUGAUGUUCUCGUGUUUACUAACACACCAGAACCGUCCACCGCUCUGGUUCCAGACCUAAUGUCCCCAGAGCUGAUGGUCUGGAGAAAAGUCAGAGACUGGUUCCAUUAACGCACGAUUAGAACCAACAGCUGAAGGAAACAUUUAAUUCUCCUCCAUAAUCACACACUCGGCUUCAUGAAAACCUGGUUUAAUUUUCUGCUGAUAAAAUAUUUAUUAAAAUGAAUACGAUAUUCAAAAU